AUGUCAAGCAACGAAGAAUCUAUGGAGGAUUCGAAUGGGGAUUCAUUUGGGACGGUUAAGCAAAGGCUCAAAGAUAGAUCAGAGAAAGUGGCACAGACAAAGGAGAAAACAAAGCAAAUUUUGUCCAAACAAGCCGAUAAGAUCGCUAAGCAAGCCGAGGAACAUGAAAGAUUCAUUAACAAGGUGACUCAUUUUAUGGGCGUUCUGGGGUUUGGGACAUUUUGCUUUCUUUUAGGUGCAAGGCCACAAGAUAUACCAUAUGUUUAUUGUUUGUUCUUCUUCACCUUCGUUCCUCUUCGAUGGAUUUAUUACCGGUAUAAGAAAUGGCACUAUUAUCUUUUGGAUUUUUGUUACUAUGCCAACACGAUCUUCUUGGUUCAACUUCUGUUCUAUCCGAGAAAUGAAAAACUUUUCAUGGUUUGCUUCUCAUUCGCAGAGGGACCACUGGCAUGGGCGUUGAUUGUUUGGCGUUGUAGCUUAGUUUUUAGUUCUGUUGACAAACUUGUAAGCGUCCUCAUACAUCUUUUACCUGGGUUGGUUUUUUUUACAAUUCGAUGGUGGGAUCCAACAUUCUUUGCAGCCAUGCAUCCAGAAGGAACUGCUCAGAGAGUGUCAUGGCCUUAUGUAGAAAGCAAAUCUUAUCUGUGGACAUGGCUAUUUCUAGUUCCUUUAAUUGCUUACAGCCUUUGGCAGGUUCUCUAUUUUCUCAUUGUAAAUGUCCUUCGUCGACAGAGGCUGUUAAGAGAUCCCGAAGUCAUGACAUCUUACAGGGAACUCUCAAAGAAAGCACAAAAGGCAAACAAUGUAUGGUGGCGUUUAAGUGGUUUGCUUGGGGAGCAGAAUAGGAUGUUUAUGUAUAUUCUUCUCCAAGCCAUCUUCUCUGUGGCAACCAUGGCACUCACGGUCCCCAUAUUUUUGUCGUACAAAUUACAUCUUAUUUUCCAAAUACUCAAGGUUUCUGCAGCCAUAUGGAAUGGAGGAAGCUUUUUACUGGAAGUGAUGCCUAGGCAAGUGGUUCUCAAGGAGAAGAAAAAAACAGAAAUGCAGCAGCCUAUAGUCAGUACUCAGGAAGAUCAGUCAGUUGGGCCGGAAAAUGCAAUGGGAACAUAG
Ilex paraguariensis (yerba mate) is the source of this 1110-nucleotide messenger RNA. The record is from the annotation of a GenBank genome assembly. Lineage: Eukaryota; Viridiplantae; Streptophyta; Magnoliopsida; Aquifoliales; Aquifoliaceae.